This is a messenger RNA of Orycteropus afer afer, 440 nucleotides long. Its product is annotated as fibroblast growth factor 2-like. The annotation marks the transcript as partial. Gene Ontology annotation, biological process: cell differentiation; fibroblast growth factor receptor signaling pathway; regulation of cell migration. Gene Ontology annotation, cellular component: cytoplasm. The record is from RefSeq and is a predicted model, not a curated record. Gene Ontology annotation, molecular function: fibroblast growth factor receptor binding; growth factor activity. Lineage: Eukaryota; Metazoa; Chordata; Mammalia; Tubulidentata; Orycteropodidae. The transcript is spliced from 2 exons.
GGCCCGGAGCGGGUCGGAGGCCGGGGUCGGGGGGCGGCGGCUCCUCGUGCAACUCCGGCGACUCGGGGUCCCCGGCAGGGCCCUGGCGGGGCCAUGGCAGCCGGGAGCAUCACCACGCUGCCCACCCUGCCCGAGGACGGCGGCAGUGGCGCCUUCCCGCCUGGCCACUUCAAGGACCCCAAACGGCUGUAUUGCAAAAAUGGGGGCUUCUUCCUGCGCAUCCACCCUGACGGCCGAGUGGACGGGGUCCGGGAGAAGAGCGACCCUCACAGUUUACUGGUCGUCCCCUCCUUCCCGGAGCUGCAAAGACUCGAGGUGUGUUCCACUUUCCUGGCUAAACAUUUCCCCUGGACCGGGAGCCACAGGGCACCCGGCUUCGCCGAUGGCCUCCCUUCGCGCAGACAACCUGUCGCGUCAGGGAUGUCCUGUCCGGAGAAGAG